CUCGCGAGCCCCGGUCGCAAUCAUAACGGCAGAGGAAGCGCUCGCGCACCGUGAAGAGAGGAACAUGGCGAAUUCGGCGGCUUCUGUUGUUUCGGCUGCAGGCAGAGACCCUGCGGUUGAUCGGUCUCUACGCUCCGUUUUCGUGGGAAACAUUCCGUACGAAGCCACAGAGGAGCAACUAAAGGAUAUCUUCUCUGAGGUCGGACUCGUCGUCAGCUUCAGGCUGGUGUACGAUCGUGAAACAGGCAAACCGAAGGGUUAUGGCUUCUGCGAGUACCAGGACCAGGAGACGGCGCUUAGCGCCAUGCGGAACCUGAACGGCCGGGAGUUUAGCGGCAGAGCCCUGCGUGUGGACAACGCCGCCAGCGAGAAGAACAAGGAGGAGCUCAAGAGCCUGGGCACGGGCGCGCCCGUCAUCGAGUCCCCGUACGGAGACGGCUGCCAGCCAGAGGAGGCGCCAGAGUCCAUCAGUCGUGCUGUGGCCAGUCUGCCCCCGGAGCAGAUGUUCGAGCUCAUGAAACAGAUGAAACUUUGUGUGCAGAACAGCCCCCAGGAGGCCAGGAACAUGCUGCUGCAGAACCCCCAGCUGGCCUACGCCCUGCUCCAGGCUCAGGUGGUCAUGAGGAUCGUCGACCCCGAAAUCGCCCUGAAAAUGCUUCACCGGCAGACUCCAGUGCAGCCCCUGGUUCCCAGCAGCCAAGUCGGCGCAGGCCCCGGACAGCCCCUCCCCCAGCAGAAUGUGCCACAACCACAGCCCAUGGUCGCCAUGCACGUGAACGGAGCUCCGCAGAUGAUGCAGCCCUCCCAGAUGGUUGGGGGUGUUCCAGGGCCCAUGCCAGGACAAGGACCUAUGGGUCCAGCAGGUGAGUGGAGCCCUUGCCUGCCGUGCCGCCCCGCCGCCCGGGGUCUGGAAGGCCCCCUCACGUCGUGCCGCCCUCUGUGCUCCUUUGCAGUUGGCAUGCAGCCCCAGAUGGGCCUGCCGCAGGGUGGCCCCGUGCCCAUGGACAGGGGCCAAGGGAGCCUUCAGCACUCUCCCGUGGGAUCGUCAGCGCAGGCCGCUAUCGAGCGGCCACAAGUGCCAAUGGCAGACCCUCGUGCCCCCUUGCGGGGGGGAGUGCCCCCAGGCCCUGCCGUCGUGCCCCCCCGCGGCCUGCUCGGCGAUGGCCCCAACGACCCCCGUGGUGGCACCUUGCUGUCGGUGACGGGCGAGGUGGUGGAGCCCAGUCGCAGCUUCAUGGGGGGCCCUCCACACCCGGGCCCGCCCAUGCACAUGGGCCCACCCGAGAUGCGAGGCCCGCACGACAUGAGGGGGGGGCCGAUGAUGGAGCAGAGGGGGCCGCCCAUGGAAGCCAGGGCUCCCAUCCCUGGAGGGCGCGACCCCAGAGCUGUGGAGGCCCGUGGCUUAGAUGGCAGGGGUCCCGUGUCAGCCCAGAGGGUUCCCAUGGCAACUGGGAUGCAGGGCCCAGUGCCACACGGCAUGGGAGCCGGCGCACCUCCACCCACAAGACCGGCACCUGGCCACACGGGGGUGCCCCAGGGUGGAGGGGGCUUCAGCCCGGGUCAGAGCCAGGUCACGUCCCAGGACCACGAGAAGGCUGCACUGAUCAUGCAGGUACUGCAGCUAACCCCAGAACAGAUCGCCAUGCUGCCUCCGGAACAGAGGCAGAGCAUCCUUAUCCUGAAGGAACAGAUCCAGAAGACAGCUGGAGCACCCUAAUGCCACAGGGCGAGGGGAGGCAGCUACGGUCUUCUCUGAUGGGCAAGAAAACGAUCAUCCUUUUAAUAAAUAAAAUAUGUUGCGUUGUAUAUUUA
Paramormyrops kingsleyae is the source of this 1812-nucleotide messenger RNA. It is a transcript of the gene cstf2, whose product is annotated as cleavage stimulation factor, 3' pre-RNA, subunit 2. Gene Ontology annotation, biological process: mRNA 3'-end processing. Lineage: Eukaryota; Metazoa; Chordata; Actinopteri; Osteoglossiformes; Mormyridae. Gene Ontology annotation, cellular component: mRNA cleavage and polyadenylation specificity factor complex. Gene Ontology annotation, molecular function: mRNA binding. The record is from RefSeq and is a predicted model, not a curated record.